This is a messenger RNA of Strongylocentrotus purpuratus (purple sea urchin), 1534 nucleotides long. RefSeq names its product galanin receptor type 2-like. Lineage: Eukaryota; Metazoa; Echinodermata; Echinoidea; Camarodonta; Strongylocentrotidae. Gene Ontology annotation, biological process: G protein-coupled receptor signaling pathway. The coding region runs from base 215 to 1534 and encodes 439 amino acids. The record is from RefSeq and is a predicted model, not a curated record. Gene Ontology annotation, molecular function: G protein-coupled receptor activity. The transcript has a single exon. Gene Ontology annotation, cellular component: membrane.
GAUAGGGGAAUGAGAAGGAGAGAAACAUGAAUAGAUAUGGAUGAAAUGAAUGGCAAUUGUGAAACAAAAUAUAUAUUGCAAGACUGUUUUGGAGUGCAGCAGAUAAUUUAACAGUGCAUUUAUUUAUUUGUUCGAUUAUUUUAUGAGUAUGUCAUCUUUUUCUUUCUUUUUCUGAAUCCACAUGAUCUUGAUGAGAAUGAAAUAGACAGUCACGAUGGAAACGGCUGCAACUGGAGAACCCACAUCUAGCGUGGACCCAACCACAAAUGGAGUCGGUGCAUCUAGCACGUCAACGACUUUGGAACCUGAAAUGACGAGUGACGUUUGGAAAUCGAGGAAUGACGCAUGGAACAGAACAACUGACGCAUUGGACAAUACGACUGACGCAUGGUACGUGAUGAAUGACGCAUGGAACGGCACAAAUGACGCAUGGAACGGUACAAGUGGCAUUGGUCACAUGGAGGACAUUACAACGGAAGGGACAUUGAAUGAUAACGACACCCUGACAACGAGGGCGUCCUCUGAAGACUGGGUCUGGUCUCCAGUCUCCUGGCAAUGGUGGCAGAUCGUGCAGGUUAUCCUAGCCGUCCUGGGCAUCAUUGGAAACUUUCUGGUGAUGCUUGUCCUCUUUCGUCGAAAACGUCACAGUUACUCCACCGAUACCCUGAUUGGCGCCCUGGCCGCCGCCGACUUCACGACGUCGGUCUUCGUCCUACCGCAUCCGCACGCGACGACGCUCCCGGAUUCGCCGACGGGUCAGUUCUACUGCCGGGUCAUCCAUUCGUCCGUGAUCAUGUGGAUAUCGAUCUGCGCGUCCAUUUUCACCCUGACGACGAUCUCGGUCGAGAGGCUGCUUGCGAUACGGUAUCCCUUCACAUUCCAGCGCAUAUUUACACCGCGACGCAGCGUCCUCGCCAUCGUCGUUCUUUGGCUCGUUGCCGUCGCCAUCAACUCGUCUAGUUUAUACGUCCACUUCGUCCAAGACGGGAAGUGCGUCACAAUAUUCCCGACGUUGACGUUCCAAAAGAUCAAUGGCGUGACGUUGUUUCUUGUGAAAUACAUUACCCCCGUCAUCAUUAUGCUGACCGCGCAUGGGUUGACGAUCCACAGCCUUCGCCAGCGCGCAAGCCCGGUGGCCGUCGGCCAGGAGCGACAGAAGCACGCGCUGAAGCUGACGAAGGCACGACAUCGCGUCCUCCAAAUACUCUUAGUCGUCGUCAUCACCUUCAUCAUCUGCUGGACUCCUGAUCAGAUCGGCUAUCUGAUGUUCAACCUCGGCGUCGUUGACGUCAGCCAUCUCUAUAGCCCGAUCUACCGCUGCUUUGUUACCCUUGCCUUCGCAAACUCGUGCCUUAAUCCAAUCAUCUACGCCUCGAGGAAUCUCAGAUUCAGAAAAGCACUCAGAGACCUCUUCAAAGGCGUCUCCACACCUAGUGGACAGUCAGUCUUUGCAGGCUUUGACGACCAUGAUGACAGCAAGGAAGUGAAUACAGGCGCUAUAGAUUUAUCAACCAAUGACCAAUCCCAGGUGUAG